Messenger RNA from Torulaspora globosa, 3162 nucleotides. It is a transcript of the gene CHS1, whose product is annotated as chitin synthase I. The transcript has a single exon. Bases 1 to 3162 code for a protein of 1053 amino acids. The record is from RefSeq and is a predicted model, not a curated record. Gene Ontology annotation, molecular function: chitin synthase activity. Gene Ontology annotation, cellular component: cell septum; cell periphery. Lineage: Eukaryota; Fungi; Ascomycota; Saccharomycetes; Saccharomycetales; Saccharomycetaceae.
AUGAAUAACUACGAGGAUUACGGCUAUGAAGAUCCAAGGUCUAAUAAUAGAAGGUAUCGACAACAAGCACAGAAUGAUGGUUCAGGGGGAUAUGAACAACAGCAGUAUGAAUAUCCCAAUGCAUCGCCUUCAGGAGUCUCCUACGAUAACUUCGUGAAUCAUCGCCCUAGGGACAAUCGUCUCGAAACUGAAACGGCUUAUAACGAUGCUUUCAUCAACAAUGUCCCCGACGCGGGAUACCAGCAGAUGCCAUCGAUAAAUGUGAUCCAGCACACGCCCGAUGUUAUACAGAAUCCGCAACUGAUGUCGGCAAACGGCGUCGCUGCUGGAACUGCUGCUCCAUAUUUCAACGACGAUGAUUAUUACUAUCGAAGCCAGUUGAACACGCAGAGUAGAUCUAGUAUGGGAUCAACGUCCGAUCUGGAUUACGUUGGAGAUCAAGCUAAAAGGCCUAUUUUGGACUAUCAGGGCAAUAUGCAUGUUUUCAACGAGGAUCCGCUGGCAACGGGUCGCUAUAGACAUGGUGAACAGAGCUUUGAUGAUCCAGAGGAGGGCUAUAUCGACCAGCGCGGUGACGACUAUCAGAUCAAUACUUAUCUGGAUAGAGAUGGAGAAAUGGUAGAUCCGUAUAAGACCAGAGACAUCGAUAUGGAACAGCAGGCACAGAAAUACCACUUUUAUGGCUCAGAAGAUGCAGAACAGGAGGGUGAUUUGAGCACUAGCAGUUUUGAUGGGCAAUCACAUAGGGAUCUCGGGGAUUACGACGAUGUAAACACUUUGGAGAGACUUAAUUAUUCGGCAAGCGGUGUUCCGCCUUCCGCUUCCACCUUCUCAUUGCCGCCUAAUGAAGGUGAGCUCGGCAAAGAAGCGGAAAGGAGAGUACCAAAGCGGAAUCCGACUAUCAUGAGGAAAUUUAAAUUAUGGAAAGGUAAUUUUAUCUUUGAUUCGCCCAUUAGUCAAUCGUUAUUGCAGCAGUACUCGAAGGCUGGAGAACAUAACAUUUCAAAUGAGUUCAAAUUCAUGAGAUAUCAGGCUGUGACAUGCGAGCCAAAUCGACUAGCCAUGGAGAAUUUUACAGUGAGACAGUUGAAGUACUUAACUCCAAGGAGAACCGAGCUUAUGAUCGUUAUUACAAUGUACAAUGAGGACCACAUUCUGCUGGGUAGGACGCUAAAAGGUGUAAUGGAUAACAUUAAGCAUAUGGUCAAGAAAAAAAACUCUAGUACGUGGGGACCAGACGCUUGGAAGAAGAUUGCAGUUUGUAUCGUAUCCGAUGGACGUUCGAAAAUAAACGAAAAAUCGUUGGCAUUAAUGAGUGCGCUGGGUUGCUAUCAAGAUGGAUUUGCCAAAGACGAAAUCAAUGGCAAAAAGGUGGCCAUGCAUGUUUACGAACACACAACCAUGAUGAAUAUCACAGGUGUCACGUCGAAAGGACUUGAACUGACGAGCAGCUCAAAUACUGUCCCGGUUCAGUUUUUAUUCUGUUUGAAGGAGCAAAAUCAGAAAAAGAUUAAUUCUCAUAGAUGGGCCUUUGAAGGCUUCGCUGAAUUGUUACAGCCGAAUGUUGUGACGCUACUGGAUGCAGGUACAAUGCCGGGAAAAGACUCAAUUUAUCAACUCUGGCGAGAGUUUCGCGAUCCCCAAGUUGGUGGUGCAUGUGGUGAGAUAAAGGCUGAACUGGGAAGGGGGUUCAGAAAUUUAAUCAAUCCUUUGGUCGCCUCUCAGAACUUUGAAUACAAAAUGUCUAAUAUCUUAGACAAGACGACGGAAUCUAAUUUUGGUUUCAUCACAGUUUUGCCCGGAGCAUUCUCUGCAUACAGGUUUGCAGCAGUUCAAGGCCAACCUUUGCAGAAGUACUUUUACGGCGAGAGUAUGGAAGGUAGUGGAUUUCAUUUUUUCUCUUCCAACAUGUAUCUGGCUGAAGAUCGUAUUCUUUGCUUUGAAGUUGUCACGAAGAAGGAUAGUAACUGGAUUUUAAAGUACUGCAGGAGCUCGUAUGCAUCAACCGACGUUCCAGAACGUGUUCCUGAGUUUAUUCUCCAGCGAAGACGCUGGCUGAAUGGUUCCUUUUUCGCAGGAGUAUAUGCAUUUUUUCAUUUCCAUAGAAUAUGGACUAGCGGGCAUUUUAUCGGAAGAAAAUUCCUCCUAAGCAUCGAAUUCUUUUAUUUGCUCAUCAAUACCAUCCUAUCGUGGUUUUCAUUAAGCUCCUUCUUCCUGGUUUUCCGUAUUCUCACAUUAUCUAUUGCAUUGACAUACCACUCCGCUUUCAGCGUGUUAUCGGUGAUUUUUUACUGGCUUUACGGUAUCUGUUUAGUGUCAACGUUUAUCCUUUCGUUGGGUAACAAACCAAAGAGCACAGAAUGGUUUUACGUCGCAACUUGCAUCUUUUUCGCUGUGUUGAUGGUAUACAUGAUCUUUUGCAGUAUUUUCAUGAGUGUCAAGUCGUUCCAGAACAUUUUGGAUUCUGGUCAUGUCACUUUCAAGGGAUUGGUCCUCAAGCAGACUUUUAGGGACAUGGUUGUGUCCCUCGGUUCGACUUACUGCCUAUAUUUGUUGAGUUCGAUAAUAUACCUGCAGCCAUGGCAUAUGUUAACCAGUUUCUUCCAAUACAUUCUUCUCAGUCCCUCGUAUAUCAACGUGCUGAACAUUUACGCUUUUUGUAAUGUUCACGACAUCUCCUGGGGUACAAAAGGUGCCUCUGCGAAGCCUCUAGGAAAGAUAACGGCGAAAGACGACGGUACAUUCAAGAUGGAGAUCUUGGUCUCGAACCAAGAGAUUCAAUCCAACUAUGACAAGCACAUGGCUGUCCUCAAUAAUAUGGAUGCUGAUGAAAGCGAACAACAAGAAGUGCCCUUCGAAGAACAGAAAGCGGGAUACUACGCCAAAGUCCGUUCGCUUGUCAUCAUUCUCUGGUUAUUAACCAAUUUCGUAGUUGUUGCAGUGGUACUGGAAGCUGGCGGUAUAGGAGACUACCUAGCCAUGAAACCACAGCAACCAAACGUGGACAGCACAUCUACGGCCGAGAGACCAGUAAUUACCAAGAAGGCCACGAUAUAUUUCAGUAUCAUUCUAUGGAUUGUAGCGUUGCUCGCCAUAGUCCGCUUUCUCGGCUGUGUCAUCUACAUGUUAUCAAGGAUAUGGAGGAAGGUAACAUUCAGAUAG